CGGGCAUUUCCUUAAGAAGUUCAAGAUGGCGACCCGCAUGCAGGAUCGAGCCCAUUCUGCAGAGUCGGAGGAUGAAGAGGCGUUUGUUUACAUCUUUGACCGCAGAAAAGGCGAUGCACCCGAACAAAAAAUCCCCACAGGGGGUCUUUUCAAUUUCGAGAAUUUUCACUCCAAGCUUGCUGAGCACUUUGAUCUGGACGAAGGCGAGAAUUACGUGAUUACUACCACCAAUAGGGAGCCCAUCUUUGAUGAUGAUACGUGGGAUCUUGUGGACAAUGGAGAGACAUUGUACCUGCUGCGAGCAGUGGACCAAGAUCUUCCAGCCCAGGCCCAGGAGAGAGUGAACUAUCUGCCUCAUUAUGACACUAUAGUCAAGGGAGGGAUGUAUGAGUACUACGCAUCUGAAGGACAGAACCCAUUACCCUAUGCAUUUGCUGAACUAAUAGACAAUGCUCUGGCUGCCACAGCUAACAAUGUGGGCUCAAGGCAGAUAGAAAUAAGACUGCAUUUUGAUGAUGUGACCCCGUCUAAAAGCGUGGUUCUGGUGGUGGACAAUGGGAAGGGGAUGUCUUCCAGACAGCUAAAUAACUGGGCUAUUUAUAGGCUUUCCAAAUUUAUUAGAAAAGACCAAAGAGGAAAACUUGUUCCAGGGGAGGAGAUUGAACCCAGCAGUGUUGACACACCACAGGUUCCGAGAUCUCUCAACUCUGAUAUCUCUUACUUCGGUGUGGGAGGAAAACAGGCCAUAUUCUUUAUUGGGUCAUCAACACGGAUGAUCACAAAGCCAAGAGAGUCCAAAGAUGUCCAUGAGCUGACUAUAUCUAAGGAGGAGUUUGAGAGGAAAGAAAAGAACAAAGAGGCCAUAUACAGUGGCUACAUAAGGAAUAGAAAGCCUGGUGAUGUGAGCCACAUCCCUGCGGAGGAGGAGACAAUACGACAGCUGAUAGAGGAGGAGCUGGGCAAGACCAGCUUCACCGCCGUGGCCAUCCAGGGCAUCAACCCACAGCACAUACCAUAUCUCAAAGGGAAUCUCACACAGUGGACAAGGCAGCUAGCGCACAUUUACCACUAUUAUAUUCAUGGUCCCAAUGGCAAUCAGAAACAUGGUGACAGUAAAACCAGAGCUCCAAGCCCCUUUAUGAAUAUAGAUAUUCAGGUCAAAGUGUACACCAAAGGCAACAGUGUUCCCAAACAGAUUGACUUACGUGACAUAGAGGAUGACAUGCAGACCCUGUUUAUCCGCACAGCAGCCAGUACUUUUGAGUUCAAGGCCAGUGUGGAGGGGAUGGGCCGCGUGGAGGGUGUGAUGAGAUACCACCCAUUUCUCUAUGAGAGGGAGACCUACCCACCAGAUGUUAAUAUGACAUUUUUUGAGGCAGACAUAGAAGAUGAGCAUGAUUACGCCAUUGAUAUUCGUCCUGCCAGAGGCAAGAGGCCCAUCUUUGAAUGUUACUGGAAUGGCAGGCUGAUACCUUAUACCACAGUGGAAGAAUUUGAAUGGUGCAGUGCCCCUAAGAAGAGCAAGCAGAUCUAUGUUCCCACUGAGUGCUACAAUAGGGUGUCUGGGGUCUUGUUUACUAAUGAUCAGUUUCAAGUCAGUACAAACAAACUGACCUUCCUGGACUUGGAGAUGAAGUUGAGGGACAAGAACACUGCCUUCAGUAGGAUCAGUGGGACCCAAGAAAAAAGAACCCAGAUAGAGAAAGACUUCUUUGCCUGGCUGAAAGAGUGCCAUGAGCAGUGUGACAAGCAGGUCCGGUUCAGUGGGUUCAAAGGGGUGGUCACGCGGCUAGACCUGCCCAAGAACAAACAGUACCCCUGGUCAGAGUUCACAGAGAUAGAAUGGGAUGGAAAACUAUUUCAAGUUGGGCAGCUGGUGAAAGUGGUGAAGACAGUACCCAUAGUGUAUGGAGCAGUGAACAGGUUUCUUCUACAUGGAGAAUAUGAUGGAGAGGUGUAUGCCACUGGUGGGGAUGUGGAGAUUGUUCAGGAACCCAGAAGUUUAUACGAUGAAGUGAAGAUCUUCCCACUGGUCAAGCUGGACCGCACAGCCUGGUCUGCCCUGAUCACCAAGUAUAUAGAAGAUGAAGAGGCCAAGCUGCCCAGUGAACUGCUGGUGUCAUGGCCAGAGGGAGAUGAGGUGAAAGAUGGAGAUAAAAGACCAGCUGGAAAGACACUAGGGGACAUCAAGGUGGAGAUCGCCAACAAGAGAGGAGAGCUGAUCAGUAAACUUCCAGGAUCAUCUGCAAAACGGCUGCUCAUGGAACUGAAGAUUGUAUGGCAUGAAAACAUCCGUAACCUUGGUGCCCACACACUUGUCUUACAGACAGUGCUCAAUGAGAGUGGAAACAAAAUGUUUGCAGGCAGAGAGUUACCAUCACACACCAUCAAGUUUACUGUGACAGAGGCCCCACCAGCCAAGUUCUCUGUGGGCUUCCUAGAUGGUCCAUUCAGGAUUGGGGUGCCAUUCCAGAUCCCUCUGGAGUUCCAGGAUGAGUUCAACAACCCCACCAAGCCCGGCAAGGAGCUGGUGCCCACACUGGAGGCCAGUGGGUUAGAUCUUAGUUUUGAAGGCAGCCAUGUCCGAGGCAAUGCACUGGUCAUCAAAGGGGUGGUAGCCAAGGGUGCUGUGGCCAGUAGCCAGGGAAAGAGUUUUAGUCUAAAAGUGACAAUCCCUGGGCUAGAAGAGGACUCUCACACCAUGAAGAUCCGUCUCCUGCCAGGUUCCCCGGCAUCCCUAGGUGUCAGCCCCAGUGAGGACAUCACUGUGGAGAAUGGACAGCCUGUGGCCUUUGAUGUCCAGGUGUUAGACUGUUCAGGGAAUUUUGUGGGCCCUACCAACACCCCAUCCUACAGCGUGGUCUGCUCCAGCACUGGGCAGGGCACUCUCACUGGGGGACCCAUCCACAUCAAAGACAUCAAAGGACAGAUGGUGAUUACAGCAAAAAUAGAAUUACAGCAUAUGAAAGAAAUCAAGGCAGUGGAGAGAAAGAUCUCAGUACUUCCAAGUUCCAAGGCAGCAAAGAUGGUGCUUACAUAUGUGGAUGCAGAUGAGAAAACUGUAGAAAUUAAGAAUGGUUCAGAAGUUAUAGGGGUUGCUGGGGAAUAUAUAAAAGAUUUAGCCUUCACUCUGAUGGAUGAGGCAGGCAAGCAGUUGAAGGUGGAUGGCAUCCUUGCUGGCAAAAUCAAAGUUAACUGGACACCUAAACUGUCCAAAGAUAUUGUCCAGAGUGGUCAUUUUCCAGAUAUCAAAAUCCCCAACUCAGUCCAUGACAGCAAAUACUGCCACAUCAACAUCACUGGGGAUUCUGAUCUGGAGUUUUCUUUUACUGUCAAGGGAAUAACAGGUGAGCCAGCCCAGAUCAAAUGUAAAUGCAGUGAUGGCCAUAUUGGAAAAGUUCGCCUGGGAGAAGUCAUGGAAUCUCACAUUCUAGUCCGUCUGCAGGAUAAAUAUGGAAAUGAUAUUCAGAAGCUUUAUCACGGCAUCUUAAGGGAUCUGUCUGUGACAGCAGAGGGCUUGCUGGUAGAAGAGACUGUAAGAGCUCUUGGCCAGAAUUGCAGUUUUGACAUUGAGGGUAUAAAGUUCAGAGAUGUUGGUCUUGGACCAAAGGAAGUAUGUGUGAGGUGGAAGGAGCUGGUGGAUUAUGUCAGGGUGGAAGUGACCGCAGGAAAACCAACACAGAUGACACUACGUGACUGGAAGACUGAUCAGACUGUCAGUGUGUUCAAUGACUGUAAACUCCCCAAGCCACUAGUGCUGCAGCUGUGUGACGAGGCCGGCAACCCCUCCUCUGAGGCAGAUGUCAGGGUGCAGCUUUACAAAGACCCCGGCAUAAAGCUGACCCCAGUGCCACAGCCUAUAAAGACAGAUAGUCAUGGUGUGGCCAGCUUUGGUGUCAUGACAGUGACUGGGAAACAAGGAGUCUAUGAGAUCCAACCCAAGGCAUUCCAGGGCAGGCUGACCAUAGCAGGACCCAAGAUCAAAAUCUCAAUAUCUGCAGACUCCAGUAAGCCAGUGGCUAUAGCAGUGGACUAUGAUAAGAGUGCAAUGUACACUGCAGGAGGAACAUUGCCUGAGUUCAAAGUGUGUAUCCAGGCGGAGGACGGCAGUCUGCUGGCAGGGGCCAAACCUGCCAACAUUGCCCUCAAAAUGUGGAAGUCAGAAGGCAAGAUGGAGGACAGACCCCCUGUGAAGGCUCAGUCUUCUGUCCCAGAUGCCAGAAAGAAGUCAGACGCACCAGGGACAUUUUUGUUCUCUAAGAGGAAAGUCCCAGAAUUGAUAGGAACGUACCAUAUCAUGUUUGUGUACAAGGACAGCAGCUGGGAAUUGCUCAGUAAUUUGAUAGUGAUCUGUGUGAAGGCAGGUCCCCCCAGUAAACUGGUUCCACUGGAGGACACAGGUACAUACACAGUGUCUAACACACAGAAGCUGACCAGCAGGUGCCUCAUCCGCUCUCUACACAUGGAGCUCAGGGACAACUACAAUAACCCAUCUGGCCUAGAAGUUGAAGGGAAAGUGUACAUUGAAGUGACUUGUAACUCCAAAGUCAGUGAGAUUCCAAAGUUAGCAGGGAAAGCUAGUCGAGUGGAAGUGUCCAUGGUGGGGGGAAAAGCUACAAUACAGAAUCUGUACAUUCAUGAGAACACAGCAGGUCAAGAUGGUCAGGAGUACCUGCUGAGGUGCACUGUCUCCAGUCCCACACUACAGCACUCUCUGCCUGCCUACAACAUUCCUUUCCUCUUCUAUAACGAUGCAAUAAAACAAAGCCAGAUGGCAGCACUGACUAAGGAGAGAGAUGGUUUGCGGGUUGCUAUAAGAACCUACAAGUCACUGUUUGAUACCACCAAGCAACUCAUAGAUGAACUGAAAAUUGCAGUGCAUGAAUCUAACAAAGAGAAGAAUCGGCUAAAAGAAGAACUGAAGAGACAAAAUAUCCCAGCUUCACAAGUUCAGACAGUGGAAAGUGUGGAUUCCUUGGUUCAGCAAAGGAUGAGACACCGUGAUCUGUUGCUGAAUACUUCAAGGAGAGUUUGUAGUCUCCAACCAGCUCCCAGACACCCGGAGGUGUUAGGCAGGAUAGCCCACUUGGCCCAGAUCCGUGACCAUGAGGUGGCACGUGUCAUGUCCUGGCACAUGUCCUCUGAUAUGGACUGUAUUGUGACACACACACUGAAAAAGGCAAAAGAAAUCUACCGUGACACUGAUGGCCGGCAACAGGUGCUCUCCAUAGACACUAUGUACAGGAAGAAUCUACCAGACUGGAACAAAGCUCUACCUCAUGUACGCUUCAAACCAACCUGGAAACCACCUGGUAAUCCAAAAUAUGCCAGAGAAUUCCUGGAAUUUCCUAAUGAUCCGGAGAGUUGCAAAACAGUAUUUGGUAGUCUUCUUGGAGAAACCAUAGUCUGUGAUAGCCUGGAGACAGCCACAGCCUACAGGCAGGAGCUUGUCAAGUACACCUACUGCCCAACAAUUCUGAGUCGAGAUGGUGAAAGGAUACGAAGCAAUGGGAAGUUUGGUGGUAGCCUGAACAAGGCACCAGCCAUUGAGAAGAUGAGGGGGGCAGUGUUUGGAGAACCAUUACCAAUAGCUUACCAUGCUGUCUGUACACAGUUAGAAACAUUGCAGAACUUCCGUGCGGCUCUCCAGAAGUAUGAGGAGACCCUGAGUGAGCUGGAGGAGCAUGAAGGGCACCUGAAGGACCCCGAGAUGCAGAUGAAAUAUAAAGAAUGUAGGGAGGCUGAAGAACAGAUGAAAGUUAUUGAACAGAAACUGGGUAUUGGCCAGAUGAAUCUCGGCAAGCGCCCAGUGCCACAAGGUGGAACAGCAGGCAGUAGAUCAGCUACACAAUCAAACCACAGCCCAUCACCAGCCAAACGUCCUCGGGCCGCUCUCUCAGGGUCAAACUCCUCUCCUGUUGUCAAUGGAAAUGGAAUGGUGUCUCUGGUGUCCACAUCGUCCUCCAAUCCUGACUGUCACCACAGCAGUGUGACCUCUGUGCUGUCCCCUACCAGGCAGAGUGCUCGGCUGGCAGCCACAGGGUCUGCCUCACCCUUGACUAACUUACACCUUAAUAAAAGGAUGAAGAAGUCGUGACUGAGAACCACUCUGAUGGUUUGAUGAAUUGUUGAGAAUGUACAAUGAGAAGUUUACUGAUCACAAGUAGUGAAAUAAUCUUCCCCUUGUCAUUGUAUGAUACACCAAAUACCAAUGCUGACAAACCUUAAGUCAUUGUGGAGAAUAGUGGAGAAUUACUCCUCAGAAUCAUUCUGUCAGUGGAAAUUAAAGUUCAUGAUGAAAGAUAUUGUAAAGAAAGACUUGAAGGGUAAAGGCUUCUGAAUGCCUGUAGAAUCCUUCCUGGGAUCAAUAUCUAUUUUUGCAGGUAGAAUUGGAUUAAGCCUAGAUUACAUUUGCCAUGCUGUUUCCAUACAGCGCGUGUGUACUGCCCGUAAAUCCCUUUUCAUGCAGCUUCUGAGCCGAGGCAGAUGGUGGCCAUGUGAAAUUAUAUGAAGUUGCUUGAAUUUACAGACUCUGUAGCCAAGAGGACUUAGUUAAGCAAAAACUUUUGACAAAUUUUGAAAGUCCUAGCCGUAGCAUUAUUGUGCAUGGCAUAGCACAGUUCUAGUACAGGCAUUAUUUGCAGGACUUGAGAUGAUUUUGAUAAUGUUUGCAUCUGUUGUUGGUCUGUUUUCCUUCCACCUUCAGUGGUUUAAGGAGGUGUAAUAAAAGUAAAGAUAUAUAAAACUUAGUGUAAUUCACUAGCAUGAAUUUAGAGUUGUGCGCUUCCUCAUUCUGACCACAUGGGCAUUAAAUAUCUAAGGAAUCUACACUGACAAGAUCACAAUCAUCAAGGAAGCCAUACAGCAGCUGCACUGACACUGAUAGGGCUCUGUACAAUUACUAAUCACUGACAAAAAGAAUUUUUCCUUUGUGCUAAAGGUCAUGUAAGUGAAGUAGCACAGCACCCAUACUAAAUGUAGAAGUUCUUGCCGUGGCCACUUACAGUGUCAUAAUAACCACUCUGAAAAUUGUAUAUGGCAUCCAUGGCAAAUGUGAUCUAGGCUUAAAUGUAAGAAUUUUUUCACAAUGGUUAAAUCUAUCAGUUGUGAAAAAGUAUACUAGGAAAAUCAGCAAACAACUAUCUGAAUUUAAAUGGGUGUAAAUUCAUCUAAUUUAAAAGAUUUUAUUUUUAACAGUAUUUUGUAGUUAUUAUUAAAUUCAUUAAUGUUUAUCCAUUUUUAAUUUGAUGGUCAUAUUGUUAUGUCUUAUAUUUUUCUGCUAAAAGUUGUUUUUGUAUAAUUAAUGUUGAUUCAGCGAGAAACUCCAACCCAAGAAUAUGGUUGAAAUAUAUUAAAAAUGCAAAGUGAGCAUUUUCACAAGUGUUGUUGGGUUACUUGAAGUGAUGAAAGUUGAUAAGAGGUUAUAAAAUUGCCAUUCCAACAGACUUGAUAAUCUGCAUAUCUGACAUUUGGACUUCUUAUAACUAAGGUGCAUACAACUUUUUGCUUAAAUAUUGGAACCCAGUCGUCUACCAUGCACAGUUUAACCUCCCAGGUUAUGAUGCUCUGAUUUUUAUUAAAUUGAAAAACUUUGUGGGAGUUCCCAUUUUUCCUAUUCUUUUGAGAUUAUUCCUAUUUUUUCCUAUUUUUCCAAUUUUUUAAUCUAGAAAUGAUGUUAUAUGCCAAGUCAUGUCGGUUAAAUUGUGAAAUAAAAUCUUGACACCUCAGUUAAUAUUUAACUGUUUAAUAUGAAGGUUAGGAGAAGUUUGGCAAAGAUAUUAACUAACUGUGCUUGGACCUAUUUACGAAAACUUAAUUUGACAGUAAAGAUCCAUGCCCCAAAAUGAGAUGUUUAGAUGACUACAUGUGUGGAAUAUGCUGAAGUUCACUGGCCAAGCAUCAGACCUGGACCUGCAGUGGGAUGCCACAUGCAAGUUCAUCAAAACACUGACCAAGGAUGAGAAGAAAGUAUUAUAAUCCAUCAACUACAAAAGAACAACAGUUUGUACUGUGAUUUGUUUGUGCUUGUAGAAAUAUGUAGAAACUUUUUGCAAACUCCAUUACUGAAAACUUCUUAGCUGCAGGCCCUCGCCUCACCUUUCAGUGUAUUCCAUGUGCACAGGAGAUUGUGGAGAGUAGGUUUAAUCCUGUACUGAUAUAUGCAAUAUGAAGUGAAGAUUGUAGAAUUAUAAAAAUAGUUACAAACAAUUUGAAGCUCUUCACCAGUUUUUCUCAUUUUUUUCUUAUAAUGAAAUUAGAUAUUUGUAAGUUGGUUAAUUAAUUUUUACUUGUAUCCUAUUUGUAACCUUUUUUGACUUUGACUCUCAGAAAGCUCUAAUGGGCAGUUCCUUGUAUCUUCUACCAUACUGAAAAUAGUUCAGAGCUGAGAAAAAAAAUGGGUAUGCAAACAAUGAGAGAAAGGGUUAAAACUGGCCAAAUCAUUCACAAUUCUUGUUGCAGUGCUUGCUACAAGUAUUUUCUUGUUCCUGCAAUGAAAUUGCUGUUUAGGUUGUUAAUUCCCAUUAGCUAUCACCAACCCACACAGCUCUAAAUAGCAAAUGGCAAUUGUUGCUUAAGAAUCCUGGAAAAGUAUCUCAGCAAAAUAGUCAGCAGUAGGGACAAAAGAAAGUUGUUCAGUGAAAAACCUCAUUAUUUAUAGAUGAAAAUCAAAAACCACAAAAUGUUAAAAAGUGAUGUUUUUGACAAUUUAUGUUGUUUUGACUACAUAAUAGCACAGUGUAUGGAAUGUAUGUUAAAUGUUAUGAAAGAUGUUACAGUACUGUUACAGUAUCGGUUAUAAAGUUAACUGUGUUGUUGUUUAAAAGUUUUUUCGACAGAUGAUUGUUGUUACACUAAAUUGUGUUAUUUACUAUUAGUAAGGGCAUCUUUACUUUAGUAAAUAACACAAUUUAGUGUUAGACCAGUAUGUCUUUAGGGUUGUUUAGAGGGUAUCUUUCUUGCAGAAUAAUUCCUAUUUUUUCCUAUACUUUUGCAAGAAAAUUCCUAUUUUUUUGUAAUUUUCAAAUAUUUUUUUCCUAUUUUCUGAAAGCCCGUAUAACUUGAGGCCCAGACCUAGGAAAUGUUGCCAUUUCUUUCCAAUCAGUGGUGAUAAUUCAUGGUCUCAGGUUGUAAGUAAAAAUGGACAUGUAUUUACAGCUUCAUAAUUUUUUCAGUCUUUGUUUUUAAACUGAAGUAGGCCGUCUGUGUAUGAACUGAAAAUGGCUUGUAGAUUUCCACCAGAAAGUUUCACAUGAGAUGUACACUAUGAAAUUGUUCACUUUAAUAAGUUUGCUGAGAUUUUCAAUGACUGCUACGUUCAAAAUGCUGAAUAAAAGGUGAUGAAAUAUUUCAAAACCGUUUUUAACAUUCCUCAUUUGCAUCGGGGCAUGGAAAUCUCCAGAAUUUGAUAUUCAUACUGGUCUAUAAUGCAUUGCAUACACUUCAAGAAUAGUUAUUAUAAGAACAAAAGGCACCUGUCAGAGAUUCACCGUGUGAAGGGUUCUGUAAGGGUAUAUGAUCGUCUUAAAAUGAGGUUCUUCCUGCAUCUAAUUAGCACAUAAUGCAUCUACCUU
Messenger RNA from Lingula anatina, 9572 nucleotides. RefSeq names its product structural maintenance of chromosomes flexible hinge domain-containing protein 1. Gene Ontology annotation, biological process: double-strand break repair; chromosome organization. Gene Ontology annotation, molecular function: ATP binding; protein binding. The record is from RefSeq and is a predicted model, not a curated record. NCBI's taxonomy places the organism in Eukaryota, Metazoa, Brachiopoda, Lingulata, Lingulida, Lingulidae. Gene Ontology annotation, cellular component: chromosome.